CAUACGUCCCCAGAAAAACCAGGGAAAGAUAAACACACAAAUCCCCGUCCUCCGCCCGCCCCUUCCCAAGAUGAAGAAACGCCUCUUCGAUUCCGAGAUGAAGGCCCACCGCUUCAACCUCGACAAGCUCUCCCUCACCGGGGUCCUCGCAGCCAUUGUGGCCACCGGCGGGGUCCUGCUCAUUGCUGCCGCGUUCCUCACGAGGGGAAGCAAGUCAGCUUCUGCGGCCACCACCGCCCUCCUCUGUUCCCUCACGUCGUCCUCUGGCGGCGGGCCCGGGUAUCCGGCCCAGUAUGAUGCCACGCCGAUGCAGCUUAAGGCGAUCCUCCACUAUGCUACGUCACGGGUGGUCCCACAACAGACACUGGCGGAGGUGAGGCUGUCGUUUGACGUGCUGAUGGAGCUGUCGCCUUGCAACUUCCUGGUGUUCGGGCUGGGAUACGACUCGCUCAUGUGGGCGGGGCUGAACCCGCGGGGCACCACAGUGUUCCUCGAGGAGGACCCCAAGUGGCUCCACACUGUGUCCGAGAGGAACCCUAGCCUACGCGCCUUCCAUGUGAACUACAACACGCAGCUCUCUGAGGCUGACGACCUCCUCUCCGUAGCCCGGGACGACCCCGAGUGUGCCCCUGACCGGGUCCGCCUUGGGAGCCGGUCUAGAUGCAGGUUAAUGUUGCCGGGACUACCAGACGAGAUAUACGACAAAGAGUGGGAUGUGAUAAUGAUCGAUGCGCCAAGGGGUUACUUCCCGGAGGCUCCAGGGAGGAUGGGGGCCAUCUUCACAGCAGCGGCGAUGGCAUGGAGGCGGGUGAAGCCCGGGGUGACCCAUGUGUUCCUACACGAUGUGGAUCGGAGGGUGGAGAAGCUGUACGCGAAGGAGUUCCUGUGCAUGAGCAACAAGGUGGAAGGCACGGGCCGGCUCUGGCACUUCAAGAUCUCGCCGUCCUCCAACACGAGCAGAAGCACCUUCUGCUCGUAAACUGAUGCUCGUCCAGCUCCUCAUUUAUUUUUCGAGUUACAUUCACGACAUAUAUAUUUUUAGGAUCUAAUGGUACUUCGGUUUAGAAAAGUGACUGAGAUCACCUCGAGUAGAAUCAAUAACGAGGGAUCUGUUCUUUUGCUAAUGAAAGGGAAAAAAAAA
Punica granatum (pomegranate) is the source of this 1141-nucleotide messenger RNA. NCBI's taxonomy places the organism in Eukaryota, Viridiplantae, Streptophyta, Magnoliopsida, Myrtales, Lythraceae. The record is from RefSeq and is a predicted model, not a curated record.